Molecule: messenger RNA, 2441 nt
Organism: Peromyscus eremicus (cactus mouse)
Lineage: Eukaryota; Metazoa; Chordata; Mammalia; Rodentia; Cricetidae
Gene: Il4i1
Product: interleukin 4 induced 1
Exons: 11
Coding region: 373-2421 (682 amino acids)
Biological process (GO): amino acid catabolic process
Molecular function (GO): polyamine oxidase activity; L-amino-acid oxidase activity
Source: RefSeq, a predicted model, not a curated record
GGGAGGGGCGGGCGGUUACUCACUCCAUGGCUGCGGAAAGAAGAGGCGACGGCGGCGGCGGCGGCGGCGGCCUCGGCUGAACGAUCGGUGGGAGCAGAGAGUGCUGGCGCGGAAGAACAGAUAGAUGUCCUGCCUCGCUGGCCGGUCUCAUCAUUAACCACCAUGAAGACAGCAAAGGACCUGGCUUCUCUGGCCUAACAAGGCAGUAGGACAGAGCUAUCACCAUUUGCCCUGGUUCUGCCUGCACCAGAGGAUGACUUCCGUUCCAGGCUGACCAGAAAGGCCAUGAGCGCCAGGAGAGCCCCCCAAAGACCAGCAUGCACUGGAGCAACAGAUUCUGGACCUCGAGAGACAGCAGCUGCCUCUUGAGCCAUGGCUUGGCUGGCCCCGCGGCUUGUCCUUGUGGCCAGCAUCCUUGGCCUGGCAGCCUCUCUGGACUGGAAGGUGGCCUCCAGCCUGAAUCCCUUCGAGAAGUGCAUGGAGGACCCUGAUUAUGAGCAGCUACUCAAGGUGGUGACCUUGGGCCUCAAUCGGACCUUGCAGCCCCAGAAGGUGAUCAUUGUUGGUGCAGGUGUAGCCGGGCUGACAGCCGCCAAAGUGCUCAGUGACGCAGGACACAAGGUCACCAUCCUGGAGGCAGAUAAUAGAGUUGGGGGCCGCAUCUUCACCUUCCGGGAUGGGAAGACAGGCUGGAUAGGGGAGCUGGGGGCCAUGCGAAUGCCCAGCUCCCACAGGAUCCUGCACAAGCUCUGUAGGAGCCUGGGCCUCAACCUGACUCAGUUCAUACAGUAUGAUGAGAACACGUGGACGGAGGUGAAUGAAGUGAAGCUGCGGAACUAUGUGGUGGAGAAGAUGCCAGAAAAGCUGGGCUACAACCUGAGCCACAGGGAGAGAGGCCAUUCCCCAGAGGACAUCUACCAGAUGGCACUCAACAAGGCCGCCAAGGACCUCAAGGCUCUAGGCUGCAAGAAAGCCAUGAAGAAGUUCAACAGGCAUACGCUCCUGGAAUACCUCCUUGGGGAGGGCAACCUGACCCGGCCGGCGGUGCAGCUCCUGGGAGACGUCAUGUCCAAGGAAGGCUUCUUCUACCUCAGCUUCGCUGAGGCAUUACGUGCCCAUAGCUGCCUGAGCGACCGACUUCGGUACAGCCGCAUCGUGGGUGGCUGGGACCUGCUGCCGCGGGCGCUGCUGAGCUCGUUGUCCGGGCCGGUGCUGCUGAAUGCGCCGGUGGUGGCGAUCACUCAGGGGAUUCAUGAUGUGCGUGUGCACAUCUCCACUUCGCUACAGUCUCGCAGCCUGAAGGUGCUGACCGGCGACCUGGUACUGGUGACGGCCAGCGGGCCCGCGCUGCAGCGCAUCACCUUCUCGCCGCCGCUGACACGCAGGAGGCAGGAGGCGCUGCGUGCGCUGCACUACGUGGCAGCCAGCAAGGUUUUCCUGAGUUUUCGUCGGCCCUUCUGGCUUGAGGAGCACAUCGAGGGCGGCCACUCCAACACCGACCGCCCAGCGCGCCUCAUAUUCUACCCGGCGCCGGACGAGGGCGCACUGCUACUGGCUUCGUACACGUGGUCGGAUGCUGCAGCCCCCUUCGCCGGCCUGAGCACAGACCAGGCCCUGCGUGUGGCACUCAAGGACGUGGCAGCCCUGCACGGGCCGGUCGUGUUCCGGCUGUGGGACGGCACGGGCGUGGUCAAGCGCUGGGCAGAGGACCCGCACAGUCAGGGCGGCUUCGUGGUACAGCCACCAUUGCUCGGGCAUGGGGAUGAGGAUUAUGACUGGUCACUCCCCUAUGGCCGCAUUUACUUCGCAGGCGAGCACACGGCCCAUCCACAUGGCUGGGUAGAAACCGCUGUCAAGUCCGCGUUGCGGGCCGCGGUGAAGAUCAAUAAGCACUGGUCUAGGGUACCCAGCCCCGAGAAGCAGGCCAUUCUCCAGAGGCUGGAGCACAUACACGUCAGCGAGGAUGAGCAGCAACAGGUGGAAAGCCCCGAGGGACAUGUGUUUGUGGAGGCCAUCCCCCAGUUGCAGGAGCACGUAACCGUGGAGACCAUUCCCCAGGGGAAGGGGCAUGUGCAUGUACACCAGAAUAUCCCCUCACACGUGCAUGAGAAAGUCUUCCCUGACGUGCACGGGCAUGUGCAUGAGAAAGUCUUCCCUGACGUGCACGGACACGUGCAUGAGAAAGUCUUCCCUGAAGUGCACGGUCACGUGCAUGAGAAAGUCUUCCCUGAAAGGCACGGGCACAGGCAUAUGCAUGAGAAGGUCAUCCCUGAAGGGCACGACGAGCACAGGCAUAUGCAUGAGAAGGUCAUCCCUGAAGUGAACGGGCACCUGCACCCCGGGGGACACAGGCAAAUGGAAUCUGGUUCCCAGCGGAACCGGCACAUGCACUCUUCGUGCAAAGGGGGAGGAAGCACCUAAUUCCCAGCCCAGUCCCCUCU